ACUCAUUAUCUAUUAGGUGUCAGCCAUAGUACAGGAGAAUUGGUCGACAAGAAGAACAUUAUUAUAGUUGGUACAAUGUUGAUAGAUAAAAUGUUGACUAAAGAUAGAGUAUUAAUCUGUCUGCUUAUAUCCAGUCAUGUUUAUUUUGUAUUGGGUUUAGGUUCCUUUAAUGUGGCACUUAAUAAACCAACAUGGCAAAGUUCAACAUAUAGAAGUGGCGUUUCAUCUAGAGUUGUAGAUGGUAAUACUUAUCAGUGGUGGUCUGGUGGAAGUUGUACGUCCACUAAUAACAAGAAAGCAAGAGAAUGGUUGUGUGUUGAUCUAAAACAGAGUUUUGAUAUCAGUAGUAUGAAGAUAUUUAACAGAAUAGAUGGGGGUACUAACAACAUCAAAGGAUUUGAAGUUAGAUUGAGUUCAACUGGUAACUGUGAUGAAGGAGGUUUUAUUUCAGCUACAGCAUGUUAUAAAGAUCAUACAUCAACAGGACAAUCUAUUUAUACCAUAGACAGAUGUAAUCAACCAUCUGUACCAUCAUUAUCGGCUAGAUUUGUUUUUGUUUCAAUAAAACGUCAAUAUUUAUACAUAUGUGAACUACAAAUAUUCACAGAAUGUGAUAAUACACAUUGGGGAGAUAACUGUCAACGAACAUGUCAAUGUGUAGCUGGUCAUUUUUUAUCAUGCAAUCAAUCUGUUGGUACCUGUAACUGCAAUAACCAAUGGACAGGUGAUUCGUGUCAAGAUUGUGCAAGGGGAUAUUAUGGUUCAAACUGUGAUAAAGUAUGUCAUUGUUACCAAUCACAAUGCGAUCAAGAUACAGGAGUAUGUGAAUAUGGAUGUGAACAUGGAUGGAUGGGAAUUAGAUGCGACCAAGUGAAAGCAGCAGCAGAAGUGGCAACGUACUGUGUUAAUUCUCCAACCGAAGGUAAAUAUGCUCUGUUAAGGGUUAAUAGAAAAAACGUAAAAUAUGACAAAAUCAAUAUCAUCAAUGAAUCACAGGAUACAUCAUCAUCUACAACAUGUGAUCAAAGAAUGUUUAACGAGGAUGCUGACGAUGUUUUAAACCUCAAGAUAUUAAUCGAAGAUGAUAAUAAAACAUCUCCCAGUUGUUACCAUACAAAGACGGACAGGGAAGUCUUCAAAUGGACAUUAAGAACAGAAGAAGUGUCUGGUUUUUAUGGUUACUAUGACAGAUUAUAUGAACUGAGUUGUGAUUUUAAAACAGCAGAAACGUUGACAAGAAACAACAAACAGACUUUAAGUGGUAUAUAUCAACCUAGCAAAGUAAAUGUCAUCCAGACUACCGAGGACGUCCAGCUCUUCAUUCAGAACCCAGCAACAUCCAGUCGUGUUUCUCAAGUACAGAUUGGCUCCAGAAUUCAACUGGCAAUGCUAUUAAUUAAACGCGAUGACAUAACAGCCUCCGGUAUUUCACCAUAUAAUUGUUCCUGUUCUACACCUGAUGGGAAAACAGUUCACCAACUUACAGACUCUAGUGGAUGUCCUGUACGGGAUUCCCCUGUAUUUGCUUUAACCGGAAGUAAUGGCUCUUUCAUAACAUCAAAUAUAUUUGAUGCUUUCACAAUUAAAGGAAGUUUAGGUCUCAUCUUCAGUUGUAGUUUUGAAUUCUGUUUUGAUUCAAAAGAAACAAAGUGUGCUGAUAGAUGUAGUGAUCUGCGAACUCGAUCAAUACUCGGGACCAGAGCUAGAACAAAACGAUCAACAAAUGAGAAUAGAAAGAAUGGUCAAGCAUCAGCUUAUUUAUUGUUGAUACCAAAAACACAGGACAAACAAACCGAUACGAACAACAUCUCUGUAGACUCUGAAGGUACCAUUUCCAAACACUUCACUGUUAUAACUGGUUCCAUCUUGGUAUUGGUACUGUGUGGAGGUUUGGUCGCUGCCGUGCUGCUUGUCCGAUCUAGUCGCAUUAGAAAUGUUAUGAAACAAACCAAUGUGAAAAUAACGGAAUAACUUUAUAAAAGAAAGUUAAAAUGAGAAUUUAAAUAUUACCAAUAAUAUCCACAAUUUCAUGAUUAAAUCUGUAAUUUGUACUUUUCUCUUAUCGAUAGUUAAUUUGUCUUGAAAUACUUUAUGGUUCUUUAAUAAAUUACUGUUAUGUCAUUA
This is a messenger RNA of Patella vulgata (common limpet), 2124 nucleotides long. RefSeq lists its product as uncharacterized. The transcript has 13 exons. NCBI's taxonomy places the organism in Eukaryota, Metazoa, Mollusca, Gastropoda, Patellidae. The record is from RefSeq and is a predicted model, not a curated record. The coding region runs from base 76 to 1971 and encodes 631 amino acids.